This is a messenger RNA of Diospyros lotus (date-plum), 3483 nucleotides long. RefSeq lists its product as uncharacterized. Gene Ontology annotation, biological process: positive regulation of transcription by RNA polymerase II. The record is from RefSeq and is a predicted model, not a curated record. The coding region runs from base 2677 to 3117 and encodes 146 amino acids. Gene Ontology annotation, molecular function: transcription coregulator activity. The transcript has 7 exons. Gene Ontology annotation, cellular component: chromatin; mediator complex. NCBI's taxonomy places the organism in Eukaryota, Viridiplantae, Streptophyta, Magnoliopsida, Ericales, Ebenaceae.
CUAUACAUCUUGGACCAAUCUGUUUUUUUAGGUGACAGUAUUUCUUCCUUUCUUGCUCAAAUACAGCUUACUAAGAUGUCUCUGUAUUUGAUACUCUCUCUACUAUGAUUCAAUCUAAUAAAGGUCAUUCAAUUUUUUCUUCUGUCUCUGCUGUUCAAUCAACUUUUACUUUGUGGCACACAGGACUUGGACAUACAUCUAAUUCUAAGCUAAUUCAUAUACCUUUUUAAAACACAUUGCCUCUACAGAUCAUUGCUGCUUUGUAUGUCCUUUAGCAAAGCUAUCCCGCCUCAGUUUUUCCCCAAGACAUUCUUACAUCUAAAACUGUUUUGGAGCUGAUUCAUGUAGAUUUGUGGGGGCCUUAUCACAUUUCAUCUAUUUGUGGAGCAAAUUAUUUUCUAACUACUGUUGAUGACUUCUCUAGAGCUACUUAGACAUUUCUUCUCCAACAAAAGAGUCAAUGUCCUUCCAUUAUCAUUCAGUUCAUUACCAUGGUUGAAAAUCAGUUCCAAGUUACAGUCAAAACAGUGCACAGUGAUAAUGGAACUGAAUUCCUCAAUAGCCAAUGUCAUACAUUUUUUCUUUCCAAAGGUAUCAUUCAUCAGACAACUUGUCCUUACACACCACAACAAAAUGGUGUGGUCGAACUUAAGCAUCGGCAUCCCCUUGAUAUUGCUAGAUCCUUAGAGAUUCACUCUUCCCUUCCCAACAAAUGUUGGGCCGAGUCCAUCCUUGCUGCCACAUAUAUUUUGAACAGACUUCCUACGCUAUGUCUUGCUUGGAAAUCUCCUUAUCAAGUUCUCUUUGAUAAACCUCCAGAUUAUACUAACCUUCGAGUAUAUGAAUGUCUUUGUUUUGCUGCUGUCACCCAACCGCAUCGCGAUAAAUUCCGUCCUAGGUCAAUUCCUUCUAUAUUUCUUGGUUAUUGUAGAAAUCAAAAGGGUUACAAAUUGUAUGACUUGCAGAAUAAGAAGAUAUUUGUUAGCUGAGAUGUUCACUUCUUUGAACAUCUUUUCCCAUUUAAAGCCACUGUCACAGCUCCUACCAUGCCUAUACCAUUACUGUGUUUUUCCCCUUCUUCAGAUUCCUGUAGUGCUUCCCCACCUAUUCACACUCAUAUCUCUUCUCAUCCAACAGAUUUACCUGCUUCCACACCUUCUUCUCCCUCUAUUCCUUUUACUACUUCACCUACUGCUGUCACUGCUCCUGCCUCUCAACUUGUUGCUCUUCCUCGAAGGAGAAUCCGUAUUCGUACCAAACCAGGUUGGCUUCAAGAUUUUAUUGGGACCCCUACUUCAUCAACUUCCCUCUUUAAUGAUUCAAGUCAUUUAGGUAAUACCCAAAACUUUGUUUCUUCUCAUUCCUUUCAGUUUGCCCCUUCGUACACUGCCUUCGUCAACAACGUUCUUGCCAUCAAAGAGCCUUCCACUUUUCAACAAGCAUCCUCUGACCCUAAUUGGAUUACUGCCAUGAACAAUGAAUUAGAGGCAUUGGAACAAAACAGAACUUGGACACUCACUUCCUUACCGAAAGGAAAAAAGGCAAUUGGAUGCAAAUGGGUUUACAAAGUAAAAUAUAAUCCUGAUGGAUCGGUAGAUCGCUACAAAUCUCGUUUGGUUGCCAAAGGGUAUGACCAAAUCGAGGGUUUCGACUUUAAAGAUAGUUUUCCCCCUGUUGCUAAGGAUUCUCAGUGCCCUAGCAACGAUUGAAGGUUGGCCUAUCUGUCAACUAGAUAUCAAUAACGCAUUUCUUCAUGGCUUUCUCAAUGAGGAAGUCUUUAUGCAGCCGCCUCCUGGUUAUUCUAAGGCAGCAUUGGGACAAGUUUGUUUACUCAAACGCUCUCUUUACUGAUUAAAACAAUCUUCUAGACAGUGGAACAUUCUCCUCCUUUCUAUUCAGUAUUGGCUUUCAUCAAUCCCCGCAUGAUCACUGCUUAUUUGUUUGGAAGUCUGAUCUUUAUUUCACUGCAUUACUUGUGUAUGUUGAUGAUGUUUUGUUGGUUGGUAAUGAUUUGGACCAUCUCCAGCUGGUUAAUAAUCAACUUGAUGAUAAAUUUACUAUCAAGGAUCUUGGUUUUUUUAAAUACUUUCUGGGCAUCGAAAGUGCUCGGUCCAAUUCGGGUACUUUCUUAAGUCAGCAGAAAUUUAUACUAGAUAUUAUCUAGGAUGCAGGCUUACAAGAUGCAAAGGCAUAUUCUUCUCCUUUGUCUCAAGUUUUACAUCUUUCACCUGAUGAAGGAGAACCUCUUUCUAAUCCUGAUCAGUUUCGAUGGCUUAUUGGGCGCCUAUUAUACAUAAAUUUAACUCAUCCCGAUUUCAGUCACUCAGUGCAGCAUUUGAGCCAGUUUAUGCAUUCUCCACGACAGCCUCAUCUUGACACUGCUAUUCAUGUUCUCAAGUACCUUAAGGUUUCUAUUUCUAUGGGCCUUUUUUUAUCUAGCAUCUACUCCACCCGUUCUUACUGCAUAUUGUGAUGCUGAUUGGGCAUCCUGUAGUUUUACAAGGAGGUCUCUCACUGGUUUCUGUGUUUUUCUUGGAGGAGCUCUUAUUUCUUGGAAAAUGAAGAAACAAAAGACUGUCUUGCGUUGUUCUGCUGAGGCCGAGUAUCGCAGCAUGGCUACAACUGUGUGUGAAUUGCUAUGGAUUUCCUAUUUGUUACAGGAUCUACAGGUCAUAAAUGGACCGUGUUCAAGAAGAAAAGGUGCAGAGAUUUGAGGAAUUUGUUGAUUGUCGCUUAAAACCAGACCUUGUUCGUGCCAUCGCUGAAAGGGACAAGGUCUUUGAACAACAAAAAACUUUCUCAGAUUUGAAAAGGAAUGUAGAGAAUCUACAGAAGAAUAGUGUUACCAGUCUCAGGACAUUGGUCAAUCUCGGUUCUGAAGUCUACAUGCAGGCUGAUGUGCCAGAUACAAGACACAUAUUUGUAGAUAUUGGACUUGGAUUUCAUGUUGAACUUACCUGGUCUGAAGCUCUGAACUAUAUUACUGCAAGGGAAGAAAAGUUAGUCAGGCAAAUAGAGGAUUAUACUCGGCUAAUUGCAUCAAUCAAAGCCCAGAUUAAGAUAGUUUGCGAAGGGAUAAGGGAAAUACUCCAGCUUCCAGUAGAGGGGUCUUACUGAAAGGGACUUUAACUUGUAUAUGCUGCUGCUGUUCUGCUGGCAUUUGCACCACCACAAGCAGGCCUAAACAAUUGAAGAGAGAUGGGCAUUGUUGUGAGGCUACAUACAUUUCCAUGGUUGUAUGGUUAUAAACUAUUUCAGAGGUCUAGGAAAUAGAACACUGCACGUCUAGCUGCCUAACACCAAGGUGGAGUUGAUGGACUCUGUUUUUUACGGGAGCGAAAGAGAAACUGACAUGUUGAAUAUGGAAAAGCUCAUUUGAAUGAUUAGAUGUGGUUUAAGAGACUUGCUUAUGUAGGGUAAAUUAAUUUCUGCACUUCUGAGGUUUGGUAUAAAUAUAUAGGUACGGGACUUUUCGAAAGUUAC